AACUCGUCAACCCAUGUACGCCUCUCUCGUUCGUCGCCAGCUCGGCGGGCUCGUCCCUCCAAAAAUCGCCACCCCCAAGCUCGUCUCGGGAGGGUCAGGCGAAGGUCUCGCGCCCCUCGUCAACUUUUACUCGAAGCUCCCGAAGGGUUCUGCUACCGCGCGGACUGGUGGAAUCAAAGCGCGCUAUUUUCUCGGGAACAACGUGUCUGGUGGGCCCUACCUAGCACUGAUUCUCGGGUUGCUUGGUAUUGGGUAUACUCUUGACUACCAAACGCACUUGAAGCAUCACAAGAACCACGCCCACUAACUGACAAAUUGCGUUAUUCGGUGGAGAGGUCUUCAAUAGAGCAAUGUGUAGUCAAUGGAUCAUUUACGAUUACCAUCAUCCAAUGCCUUGCGCUCGACCAUAUGUUCCAAGGACCUCUAAGGAAACAAAUCGCGACAUUUCUACCAAGUUACGACAGCGGCACAGGGUGAAAAAUGGUGCUUUGAGAUAAAUGUUGCCCUCCCGUUAUAUCUCUGUUGUAUGCCUGUUGCCUGUCACUUUUGGAAAGAAGCACCGAG
Molecule: messenger RNA, 564 nt
Organism: Guyanagaster necrorhizus
Lineage: Eukaryota; Fungi; Basidiomycota; Agaricomycetes; Agaricales; Physalacriaceae
Exons: 4
Coding region: 14-307 (97 amino acids)
Biological process (GO): proton motive force-driven ATP synthesis
Molecular function (GO): proton-transporting ATP synthase activity, rotational mechanism
Source: RefSeq, a predicted model, not a curated record